Messenger RNA from Tinamus guttatus (white-throated tinamou), 3018 nucleotides. NCBI's taxonomy places the organism in Eukaryota, Metazoa, Chordata, Aves, Tinamiformes, Tinamidae. The record is from RefSeq and is a predicted model, not a curated record.
ACAGAAGGCAACCUGGAAUUCAAGAUGAGAACCAACAAGGUGUACAAGCUCGUCAUACAUAAGAAGGGGUUUGGAAGCAGUGAUGAUGAACUGGUGGUAAAUCCUAAAGUUUUUCUUCAAAUCAAGCUGGGAGAUGUUGUGGAAAUUGCACAUCCCAAUGAUGAAUACAGCCCCCUGCUUCUACAGGUGAAGUCACUUAAGGAAGAUUUGCAGAAAGAAACAAUAAGUGUGGAUCAGACUGUUGCACAGGUCUUCCGCCUGAGGCCGUAUCAGGAUGUCCAUGUGAAUGUUGUUGACCCAAAGGAGGUGACCUUGGACCUGGUGGAGCUGACUUUUAAAGACCAGUACAUUGGGCGUGGGGAUAUGUGGCGACUAAAGAAAAGUUUGGUUAGCACAUGUGCUUAUGUCACCCAAAAAGUUGAAUUUGCAGGUAUCAGGGCGCAAGCAGGUGAACUGUGGGUUAAGAGUGAGAAAGUCACUUGUGGCUACAUCAGUGAGGACACCCGGGUGGUCUUCCGCUCCACUUCGGCCAUGGUUUAUAUCUUUAUCCAGAUGAGCUGUGAAAUGUGGGAUUUUGAUAUCUAUGGGGACCUGUAUUUUGAGAAAGCUGUGAACGGUUUCCUUGCUGACCUCUUCACCAAAUGGAAGGAGAAGAAUUGUAGCCAUGAAGUGACAGUGGUUCUGUUUUCUAGAACAUUUUAUGAAGCAAAAACAAUAGAUGAGUUUCCAGAAACACAUCGUGCGUCAAUUCGCCAGGACCACGAGGGAAGAUUUUAUGAAGAUUUUUACAAAGUUGUGGUUCAGAAUGAGAGACGAGAAGAAUGGACCUCCUUGCUUGUGACCAUUAAAAAACUUUUUAUCCAGUAUCCUGUGCUAGUCCGACUGGAGCAAGCAGAGGGCUUUCCACCAGGUUACAAUUCUACCUCAGCACAAGGGAACUACCUGGAGGCCAUAAAUCUUUCAUUCAAUGUGUUUGACAAGCAUUACAUCAACCGGAACUUCGAUCGGACUGGCCAGAUGUCUGUGGUUAUCACGCCUGGCGUGGGGGUGUUUGAGGUAGAUCGGCUCCUUAUGAUUCUAACCAAGCAGCGGAUGAUAGACAAUGGGAUUGGUGUGGACUUAGUAUGCAUGGGAGAACAACCACUACACGCUGUUCCACUCUUUAAGCUUCACAAUCGCUGUGGACCAGGAGACUCUAGGUUGGGUGAUGACUACAAUAUCCCACACUGGAUAAACCAUAGUUUCUACACAUCCAAAAGCCAGCUCCUUUGUAACAGUUUCACUCCACGGAUUAAGCUGGCAGGAAGAAAGCCACUGGUCGAGAAGGCAAAAAAUAGCCGAGAUGCCUCUUUAGGGGCUCCAAAAGAUGCUGAGAAUGCCCUGCCUAUCCAGGUAGAUUAUGAUGGUUACGAUGCCCAGGUGUUCAGACUGCCAGGCCCGUCUAGGGCACAGCGCUGCACCACUUUCAGGUCUGUGAGGGAGAGAGAAAGUCGUACCCGGAAGAGCUCCAGUUCCUAUGACGUGUCGUGCAGCCCUUCUCUGCAGAGCCGCACGCUGCCUCCAGAGGAGGUGAGGAGCCAGGCUUCUGAUGACAGCUCCUUGGGCAAGAUCUCCAACAUCCUGAUGAUCCCACGGCCUCACCUGCACCAGUAUGAAGUCAGCAGCUCUUUGGGCUAUACCAGCACCAGAGAUGUCCUUGAGAACAUGCUGGAGUCUCAGCAACGGGACUCCAGUGCCCCAGGGAGGUUCCAUGUGGGCAGUGCAGAAUCCAUGCUGCACAUUCGACCUGGUGGUUACACACCCCAGAGAGCCCUGAUCAACCCCUUUGCGCCGUCCCGCAUGCCCAUGAAGCUUACGUCGAACAGGAGGCGCUGGAUGCACACUUUUCCUGUGGGUCCGUCGGGAGAAGCUAUCCAGAUUCAUCAUCAAACCCGCCAGAAUAUGGCAGAAAUGCAGGGCAAUGGGCAGCAGGAUUUGACACACUCUUCUGCUGAGCUGCUGGAGCUGGCCUACCAUGAGGCCGCUGGCAGACACAUCAGCUCUCGUCAUCCGGGUGACGGUGCCUCCUUCCUGAGCUUCGGUGGAGCAGAGGAGUAUCCCAACGGUCUGGCUGGCGGCAGCGGUGCAGGCAUGAACCUCAAAACUCAGAACAAGGAUUCACUGGAAGAUGCUAUUUCUAACUCUCCAGAUCCAAUGCCAGGCUUCUGUUGUACAGUUGGAGUGGACUGGAAAUCUCUUACUACUCCGGCGUGUCUCCCUCUUACCACGGACUAUUUUCCUGAUCGUCAAAGUCUGCAGAACGAUUACACUGAGGGCUGCUAUGAUCUCCUGCCAGAAGCUGACAUUGACAGGAGAGAUGAGGAAGGGGUGCAGAUGACAGCCCAGCAGGUGUUUGAGGAGUUUAUUUGUCAGCGUCUCAUGCAAGGCUAUCAAAUUAUUGUGCAACCCAAGCCACAGAAACCAGCCCCGACGGUGCCACCCCCUCUCAGCAGCAGUCCCCUUUACAGCAGAGGUCUUGUAUCAAGAAAUCGGCCAGAGGAAGAAGAUCAGUACUGGCUGAGUAUGGGCCGUACUUUCCACAAAGUAACAUUAAAAGACAAAAUAAUUACUGUGACUCGGUACCUGCCGAAGUAUCCCUAUGAAUCUGCUCAGAUAAACUACACAUACAGCUUAUGUCCCUCGCACUCUGACUCUGAGUUUGUUUCUUGCUGGGUAGAAUUUUCCCAUGAGCGACUGGAGGAGUACAAGUGGAACUACUUGGAUCAGUAUAUCUGCUCUGCUGGCUCUGAGGAUUUCAGCCUUAUUGAGUCCCUGAAAUUUUGGAGGACCCGCUUCCUGCUGCUGCCUGCCUGCAUCAGUGCCACCAAACGCAUCAUGGAAGGGGAAGUGCACUGUGAUGUGUACGGAGACCGGCCGCGCUCCGACGAGGAGGAGUGGCAGCUCCUGGAUGGCUUCAUUCGCUUUGUGGAGGGCUUGAACCGCAUCCGCCGUCGCCAUCGAUCCGACAGAAUGAUUAGA